Molecule: messenger RNA, 1812 nt
Organism: Hypoxylon fragiforme
Lineage: Eukaryota; Fungi; Ascomycota; Sordariomycetes; Xylariales; Hypoxylaceae
Exons: 4
Coding region: 1-1812 (603 amino acids)
Cellular component (GO): cytoplasm; nucleus
Molecular function (GO): mRNA binding
Source: RefSeq, a predicted model, not a curated record
AUGAAUCAACAACACGAUAUGUAUUACGACUACUCGUCCACCACGAACCGGUCGCCGGGAUCGUCGAGACAGGGUUAUGCCACCGUUGGCCUGCCCUCGAGCCUAAGUGGUAAUCGAUCGGGACAAAGACCUAUCGAGUCGCUUGGCCAACACAUGCAAUCUUCUUCCAUAUACGGACAUGAUGAUAGACUCGGUGGUGCUUCGGGUUACGACGCGUUGUCUAGGUUCGAUCGAGUUGCACCGAGUGCUAUGCAAUCUGGUUAUAUGUUAGAGAAUAGUCAAACUUGGGGCUAUAACGGCGGAGUUGCCACAAUGAAUGGUCCUAUGAAUGGUAAUGGCAGAUUAGCAGUCAGGGGUGUCAAUCGCCGGGCCGCUCUUCCAACGACGUGGACCGACCAAUCUGGAUUGGGUGUUCAUUCGAUGCCUCAGUUAUAUGAUCCUAGCAUGUCGAUGAAUGGAAACGAACACGAUCUUGCAGGUAUGGCCGGUGCCGCAGCGGAUACACGAGGAAUGAUGGCUACCCCAGGAGCCAGCGACUCGGAACAACUCAUCCCAACAGCUAUUGUCAUCAAGAAUAUCCAAUUUCAGUGUCGAAAGGAAAUCCUUCAAGGUCUCAUGGCUUCCAUGAACCUCCCCCAACCGUAUGCUUUCAACUAUCAUUUCGAUAAGGGCGUGUUCCGUGGACUCGCGUUCGCCAACUUCUCGACAGCAGAAGACACUGCUCUAGUAAUUCAAAAGAUGAAUGGAUUAGAGGUUAUGGGUCGAAAGUUGCGCGUUGAAUACAAGAAGAUGUUACCGCAGGAUGAGCGCGACCGGAUUGAUAGAGAGAAGCGCGAAAAACGAGGCCAGCUCGAGGAGCAACACCGAGCACCACUUCCCAUGCACCAGCAGAGUGCGUUGCAGGCUCUCGGUGUCAGUGUCAAUAAGCAGCCAAGCAAUUCGCCUUUGCGUGAUGUUGACCUGAACGAUCCAACUACUCUCGAAUUCUAUACACAGCUUACUCUCUUUAAGAGUGACCCGUCCCGCGAAGUUCACAUCUUCUCUCCUGAUGUGACUCCCGAGCAGCGUCGACAGAUACAUAUUCUUGCCCAUAAUAUGGGGUUGGAACACAGAUCCGUUGGCGAAGCUGAUCGAAGACAGAUCCAGAUUAUGAAACGGCCGCAGAACUCGCCUCCAAUCCACGCGCAAAGCCAACUACCGAACGUGUCUUGGGAAGAUCACAGACGUGGACUUAGCCGUGCUGCUACAUAUGACUUCACCGAAUCUCGCAUCGGAUCUAGCGCGUACCAUGCCCUCGGUAGACAGGGGCCUACAUUGGAGCUGCCUGGUAGCCCCGAAAAUGGGAUACCGAACAAUCUUAGAGCAGCUAAGAGCUUUGCUGAUUUGCGCACACACAGCCCAAGCCCUGCGCCCUCGGGCUCUAGCUAUGUUGGUCUUGGAAAUGGUUUAGGAGCACGUUAUGGUGAUUUCUCCCAGACUUCGCUGACCACUCCACCCAAUUUAACCCCAACGUCAGGUCAAAAUGCUGCCUCCAGCACCGAAGCCUUGUUGACGAGCAAUAUGAACUCUAUGAAUCUAGGGUAUGACUCCAAUGGUCCUCACAUGCGUGCUAGAGAUACCCCGGGAGCCAUUGGAAGUCAGAGACCAGGUGCAAAUGGAACGGCCAACCGCAAUGCUCCUGACCGACAGCCACGCGGCCCGGAAUGGAGCGAAGCCGGACAAGGUUUCGGCGGGCGUAGCCGUGGUCAUAUGCAAAGGGGCAGCGACUCAUCCGACGCAGGCCGUAGCUCUGGAACUGCUCGUUUCCACUGA